This is a messenger RNA of Macroventuria anomochaeta, 660 nucleotides long. RefSeq names its product LSM-domain-containing protein. Bases 81 to 338 code for a protein of 85 amino acids. Gene Ontology annotation, molecular function: RNA binding. Gene Ontology annotation, cellular component: Lsm1-7-Pat1 complex; U6 snRNP; U4/U6 x U5 tri-snRNP complex. The record is from RefSeq and is a predicted model, not a curated record. Gene Ontology annotation, biological process: mRNA splicing, via spliceosome. The transcript is spliced from 6 exons. Lineage: Eukaryota; Fungi; Ascomycota; Dothideomycetes; Pleosporales; Didymellaceae.
CCACCACUGCUUGAACGUCGAACGUGCCGGUAGACCUGGAACUGCCAUAGCAAACCGUCAAUCACACUACAGUCGCCGUCAUGUCGCUCGAAAAUCUGCUCCCCCUUGAACUCAUCGAUAAGUGCGUAGGUUCGCAGAUAUGGGUCAUCAUGAACGGCGGAAAGGAGUUUACCGGCAAGCUGGUUGGAUUUGAUGACUACGUCAACAUGGUUCUGGAAGAUGUCACUGAGAUUGAUCCCACCGAAGGCAACAACAAAUUACCGAAGAUCCUGCUCAAUGGAAACAACAUCUGCAUGAUGGUUCCCGGAGGCGAUGGCCAGACAGUCCUCGAAGACUAGUCUAUCUAAGUUAUCAAGAUUUCGUCGACGCAAGACGUUUCGAGCUUAGCAACAGUGUCACAGGUAGCUUUGCAUGGGUGGUGUUCUGCAGCCCAAAAGCAACACCACUAAGAGUAUGCAUCUUUUUUAGGCGGACAGGUCAGCAUAGGGUGGUUGGCGAGCACGUCACCCAUAGAAAGCGGUAUAUAUUGCGGGAUUAAUGGUCAUGGACACGCUGAUCUGGGGCUUCAUCCAAACAUCUGAAGCAGCGACACAAAGCAAGACCUGAAGAAAGUCUCGUACAGAGUGAUACACGUGACUCGGCAUCAUAUAUCGUCCCAAU